AUGAUUAUUGGUGAAGAUCGACAAAAGAUAAAACGUUUAGUAUCUGGUGAAAAUCGUUUAUCUGAAUUUCGUUCACUUUAUAAAACUACACUUCAUUCUCUUGAAUCAUAUGGUUUCUCUUUUGAACAACCAUUGAAAUCUUAUCCUAAUAAAUUGGAAUUAAACAGAUUGGUAUCUUUUAAUGUCAAAUCUGAAAUUAUACCACAAUUACUUACAAAUAUUCCUGACUAUGUAUGCUUAUUAUCUGUUAAAGAUGUACAUAUUAAUAAUCCUAUAGAAGCACGUGAAUUUCUGUCGUAUUUAUCACCUAUAGAACGUAGUCAACGAUUAUACACAACUGUAUCUAGCAUAGUUAGAAAGUCCAGUCUAUAUCAAACUGGUUUAGGUGUAAUUUCCGCUGGACCUCAACGAUCAUUAAAGUAUGCAUUUGCAAAACUUGGCAAAAUGUUUGCAAGUUUUAAGUCUGCUAAGUGA
Heterobilharzia americana is the source of this 474-nucleotide messenger RNA. Lineage: Eukaryota; Metazoa; Platyhelminthes; Trematoda; Strigeidida; Schistosomatidae. The record is from the annotation of a GenBank genome assembly.